CAUUUUCCAGCGACCAUACGCUCCCAAUCAACACAGACCAAAAUAUGGCACUGUUUCCAGCCUUUGCAGGAGUAACCAACGACAAAGUUGAAGAUACAUCCAAUGAACUGAAAUGGCUAAACAAUAAGAGUUUUCAGACCAGUGAUGCUCUGUCUCUUCAUAGUAGCUUCUUGGAGACGAGAAAUGAGGGGCUACACAAAGGCUUGAGUUUAGACAGGAAAGAUGAAGACACUGUGCCAUCGAAGAAGAAAAAGAAGCAUGAAAAGCAUGGGAAAAAAAGAAAAAAACACAGAGAAAAAGAUAAAAGGUCAACAGAAAGCAGUGGAUCAGACUCUGAACCAAUCUUUCCAAGCGAUCUCAAGCGGAAACAAGAAACAGACCGUCCACAGGCUGCUGCAAUUCCAAGUUCUUUCUCAUGGUUGGAUGACAUCCCGUCGCCCACAGCACAACCAUUCUGUGUGGAUUGUAAAUCUGAUGCGUCCAACUGGACGUACAAGUCUCUGUACAGAGGAGAUGUAGCAAGGUAUAAGAGGAAAGGUAAUUCAUCACUGGGUUUGGAUCCUCGCAGACAAGAAAUACGCUGGGAGGACACGAAAAAGAAACAUAAAGGGGGCGACAAGAAGAAAGGAACAGACAGAUAUUUUUUUCCGGCGUGUCGUCUGCUGCUCAGGUCUCAGCCACCUCUCCAGACAUUACCAAGAGUUUGUGAAAGCAGUGAUGUCACCAACUCCAAUACUUUUCUCCCACUGGAAGACAUUGUCGGGGAAAGAGAAGGACAGCCAGGUGGCAGAGCGCAAAUCUCAUCAGUGAAUCCGCUUGGUGUGUACGACUCCACCACUGCCCUCUGGCUGCAGGGGAAGGGAAAGCAGGACCCGACAGAUCACGACAAUCACAACUCGGAGACGGGACAAGAAGCUAAACAUUUGACCAGUCAGACUGAAGAGUUCAACAGGAAAUUGAGAGAGCAACCCGAGGACACCCAGCUCUGGCUGAAAUUCAUUAGAUAUCAAGAUGAGUUGAGUGCCGCAGUUUUCGGAGGUGAGGAAGAGCAACAGGGCAAAGAGUUAUUGGAGCGUCGCAAGUCUUCGUACAAAGCCGUGCUGGAGAAAAAGCUCAGCAUUGCCGAGCGUGCCGUGGCAACUAACCCUGGCUGUGUGGCUCUGCAGCGGGAGAGGCUCAGGAUCUGCCAAGAGCUUUGGGAACCAUCAGCUCUGGCUAAAGAAUGGAAGAAACUGGUCUUUCUCCACCCAAAUAGUGGCCCUUUGUGGAGGGAGUAUCUUCUUUUCACCCAGAGCUACUUCAGCAACUUCAGUGUGUCAAAAGUGAACUCGGCUUAUGGGAAGUGUCUCAGCAUGCUGAGUGCAGUCCGGGAUGGCAGCAUGGUGUCCCACCCAGCCCUGCCAGGGAUUGAAGAGGAUAUGCUAGAUAUCUUCACCAAGCAGUGUCAUUUCCUCCGUCAGUCCGGUCACUCCGAGAAGGCACUCGCUCUCUUUCAAUCCAUGAUCGACUUUACGUUCUUCAAGCCUGACAGUGUACGACAACUUUCCACCAAGCAACAGGCUGACUUCUUUGAACCAUUUUGGGAUAGCGGGGAGGCAAGAGUUGGUGAGUUUGAUGCAAGAGGUUGGAAAGCGUGGAUGGUCCAACAGGAGCGAGGAGGAUGGGUGCAGCCCUGUCCAGUGGAAGACGAGGAAGAGGAGGAGGAAGAGGAGGAGGUGAAGGACCGCAGCCAGCCACGGUGGACCGUGUGGCUGGAUGUAGAGUCAUCUCGGGAAGCUGCGCAUUGGUUGCCUUGGAGACCUGAAAAAGCCAAGGGCCAAUCAGAAGAUGACUGUGAGGACCCAGAGAGACAGGUGCUGUUCGAUGACAUCGGCCCUUCUCUCAUUUGCCUGUCCUCACCAGAGCUUCAGCUCCGCUUCCUUCUCCAUUUCCUGUCAUUUCUCGGGCUUCCAGUGGACACCGUGCUAUCUGCUGGCUUGUGUCAUCCUGGCCUGCUCAUGGAGGACCUUUCUCUGCUCACUCAGGGUAGCGACUCCCGACGAUCUCUGACUUUCCACAACCUGCCAAGCCUCGGGAUGAACUCUGUGGGUCACAUGACCACACUCCAAGGAACCAGGAAAUGGGCAGGACUUGGAAAGCAGGGCGAGAAGUUUGUCAACGCAAUGUUCAAUAUGCUCCUACCUGUUCUUCCAUCUGACCAACGAGCUGUCCUGUCGCUCAGCCGGAUGCAGUAUGAGAAACUCAAGGUGUUUCGUUGCACGCACGGCAACAAAAAACGUUUACGCUCUCAGAGCAAAAUCAGCAAGCGGAUUGCCAAAUCACUGCUCAAAGAACCAGAAAACCGCUCAUCCUUGGCAAUGUGGCGAGAAUUCGCCCACUUAGAGUGGAUGCUCGGCAACAUCGAAGAGGCUCGGAAGGUGUUUUCUGCAUCCACGGCAUUGGGUGGGGCUAAGGGGCUGUGUCACCCCUCCCUUUGUGAGCUUUGCCUGCUGUGGGCUCAACUCGAGGUGGAGGAUGGAGAAAGUGGGCCAGGAGGGGUUCCCACCGACAGGGGUGCAUCUACCGCUGUUUGUGUGCUCACCACACUGACAGAGGGGCACGCCUUGUCGCCUUCUUCGUUAUCACAGCCCGUCUCCCCGGUGGCCAUCCUGAAGGCCAGGAGGUCUUACGAACAAGCUCUGACUGCCGCUUUGUCUGCAUUAAAUCAAGACCUCUGCAAUCCUCAAGCCGACAAAAAAAGUCACGUGGAUGUCCAAGAAGAGAAGCUGAGAUUGAAAGGGCUGCUAGGCUGCUAUGCUCUGUUCCAGUACCUCACCAUGGGCAUCAAGGCGGCAAAUGCAGUCUACAGCCAGGCCAGAGAGCGGAUGGACGAACUCUACCGCACAAUAACGUCUGACCAGAACUCUCGCGCUGAUGCAGACCACUCUGGCAGCAACCUGUUAGUUAGCAAGUUAGCUUACGAGUGUGAGAUGGUGGCGGUGCAGCAGGCGUCGUUGCUCAAGUACCACAUGAGCGUGAGUGCAUUUCCACUAGCGACACUGAGAGACACACUCACCUCUGCCCUUUCGACAUGGCCAAGCAGUGCCCCCCUCUGGAGCAUCUAUGUACAGGUGGAGAACCGUUACCAUAGUGCUGGCCGGGCACGUCGCUUUUUUCACUCCGUAACAAGGGACAACGAUAGUGUUGUGCCACGGCUCUUUGCUAUUGUUGCUGAACAACAAAGGAAGCAACUGGUGGAUGCAGCACAGAGAUCCUGCGACAAAAGCGCGGCCUUGAGUCUCCUGCCAGAGAAUGGUCUCAGCAACCGUAUCCGUGGACUGUUCGAAAGCGCCAUCGGAUCCGAGAGGGGCAUUCACUGUCCCUUACUUUGGAGGAUGUACAUUCACUACCUGGUGUCAGAAGGUAAGAUGGAUAACGCCAAGGGGCUCUUCUACAAAGCCUUGCAGAAUAUUCCUUGGCUGAAGGGCUUGUACAUGGAUGCAGUGCAGCUAUUUCCUGAGAAUAUCCAGGAGUUUGUUGACCUGAUGACAGAGAAAGAGCUGCGAGUUCGAUUGCCAUUAGAAGAACUUGACAUACUGCUGGAAGACUGAAAUAUACUCCCCGCCAAAACUAUCAUUGGAUAGUCCAGCAGGAGAAAGACGUUGCAUUGAUUUCGCCAGAUGAAUGUGAAUGCUAGUCUCUUCCUGGACUUGAGAGGAGUAAACUAAAUUUAAAAAAAACAAAACAAAACAUUUUAGCUGUUUUUUUAGUUGAUAUUUUCAAUAAAUAUCAUUUUGUUUAUAAUUUGUAUAUGAAGUCUUGAUGUUUGAAUUGAUGAAUUAAAGUGUGAUUUUGUUUCUGAA
Molecule: messenger RNA, 3842 nt
Organism: Hippocampus zosterae (dwarf seahorse)
Lineage: Eukaryota; Metazoa; Chordata; Actinopteri; Syngnathiformes; Syngnathidae
Gene: nrde2
Product: NRDE-2, necessary for RNA interference, domain containing
Exons: 19
Coding region: 45-3590 (1181 amino acids)
Biological process (GO): RNA processing; regulatory ncRNA-mediated post-transcriptional gene silencing; negative regulation of RNA catabolic process
Cellular component (GO): catalytic step 2 spliceosome
Molecular function (GO): protein binding
Source: RefSeq, a predicted model, not a curated record